CCCCUCCAAACAAAGAAACAGUGCCCAAAUUCGACUUUCCUCACCAACUCAAUGGCCAGCAACAUCCCGGCUAGCUUGAAAUCUGCGGAUAUCGGGCGAUUCGCCCUCAGGGCAGCUCAGCUCGAACGCGCAAAGCCCGUCGUGGCCUACUGGUGCAACUUCUGGAUCGUCAAUCAGAUUAUCGAGAGAGGACUACACACUUCAGACGAUGAGGUCAAACUGUAUACAACGGAACUGGUGGACAAGCUGGAGGAAUUCAAAAACGAGAACCCCGACAAUGACGCCGUGACGGAUGCCGUGGCAGCCAAUGCCUACGUUGAGCAAUUUGCUUUGGAGGUUUUGGGACGUGCCGAGGCGACUAUGAAGGCCAACAAGGUGACAAAACAAACAGCGGACACAUUCCAAGCGGCCGCGACUUUCUUAGAAUUGUGUCAAAUUUGGAACCCUCCGGAGCCCGAAGUCGCCGCGAAGAUCAAAUUCGCCAAAUACCACGCCGUCAGAAUCAUUAAAGCAAUCAAAGCUGGAGAGGAUCCGAAUGCGUCUAACCCCGUGGUUGUCGAGGAGGAGGGAGACGAAAUGGCGGACCUAGAGCCUAGGCCCGAUGAUCCGGAAGUGCAGGCCAUUGUCGGAUCUCUGCCCCCCCAGCCGAGACAGCCUUCCGUGGAGGAAGUCCCCGAUGACUCUGAACAGGCCUCGCAGGCGCCGCUGCCGCUUGUCUUGCCGGAUACCCCAACCACGACGAGAGAUAGUACUACGGCUUACACCAGGACCGGGUCACCUUCCGGAGCAAAGGCGGAGGAUGAUACAGAACAAGGACUGGAGCUUCCCUCUGCACCAGAAACAUUUGAAUCUUCGUCCACCCCGAUGCCAGAUCUCCCGGAUACCCCGAGCAAAAUUCAUGGGAGCCAUGCUCCUGCGCCCUCCGACUCAUUUCAUUCCUUCCCGCCCCCGUCCAACAUUGGCCCCGCGACUCCGGCCGCGCCCUCUCAUGAUGCAAGCUACUUUUACACCAAGACUUCACCUAGUGCCGCAGUCCCUCCGCCAUUCGUGCAGUCUGCGUCGGGCACAGUCCCUGUAGUCACACGCCCAGCACAUCAGAACUUUUCGAUGCCUACCCCUCCAGCACCUGCGCCUGUUGCUUCACCUCCUGGUCCGACCAAUGCGCAGCCAGUUGACGAUCAAGCUAUUGCACUUGCGCAGAAGCAUGCUCGCUGGGCGGUGUCGGCGCUUACAUUUGACGAUGUCAAUACAGCGAUCAAAGAACUCAGGAACUCGCUGCGCUACCUGGGGGCAGAAUGAUCAUUCAGCACUCAGAGUGACCACUCAUCUCAUUAGACGUUGUUUGUUAUCGGAGAUACCUUAUCAUCAGUUUUGUUGAAUGAGUGUCGGGAAUAG
This is a messenger RNA of Aspergillus homomorphus CBS 101889, 1395 nucleotides long. RefSeq lists its product as uncharacterized. NCBI's taxonomy places the organism in Eukaryota, Fungi, Ascomycota, Eurotiomycetes, Eurotiales, Aspergillaceae. Bases 52 to 1299 code for a protein of 415 amino acids. The record is from RefSeq and is a predicted model, not a curated record. The transcript is spliced from 4 exons. Gene Ontology annotation, cellular component: multivesicular body. Gene Ontology annotation, biological process: late endosome to vacuole transport via multivesicular body sorting pathway.